Brassica oleracea var. oleracea is the source of this 1920-nucleotide messenger RNA. RefSeq lists its product as uncharacterized. The record is from RefSeq and is a predicted model, not a curated record. The transcript is spliced from 4 exons. Lineage: Eukaryota; Viridiplantae; Streptophyta; Magnoliopsida; Brassicales; Brassicaceae. Bases 1 to 1920 code for a protein of 639 amino acids.
AUGGAGAUUUCAAUUGGUGACUUUGGAGCAUUUAGAGAUGGUUUGGAGGCAAAAAGGGGUGAUUCUCGAGAAGGAGACGCAUUGAUCAAGUGUCCCAGCGCUGUGGAGAACAACAACUUCGAGAUCAAGUCAGGGCUGCUCAACACUAUAGAGAACAACAAGUAUCAUGGUCUUGCUGCUGAAGACCCUUUUGAUCACUUGUACAAGUUUGAUCAGUACUGUGGCUUGUCCAAGACAAAUGGUGUUUCUGAAGAUGCUUUCAAGCUGAAGCUAUUUCCUUUCUCUUUGGGAGACAAGGCACACCAAUGGGAGAAGACUCUUCCAAGUGACACUGUCACUACUUGGGAAGAUUGCAAGAGAGCCUUCCUAGAAAAGUUCUUCUCUACUUUAAGGACAACUAAGAUCAGGAACGAAAUCUCCGGAAACAGGCUUGAUACUGCCAGCAAUGGUUUCUUCUUGGGAAGAAGUGAAGAAGAAGCAGAGGAACUGGUGGAGAACAUGGCUAAGAGCGACUCAAUCUACAGCGAGGAGCAUGAUAGGGUCAACAGAAAUGAUGAUCAACAGACAAAGAAAGAGAUCAAGUCCUUGCAGGAGAAGAUGGACUUGCUUCUUUCUAACCAAGCUAAACAAGAGCAGGUCAAUUUUGUGGGUGGUCCUAUUCAAGAGAUUCCUCCCAAGAUUAAUGAAGUUGAUGGUUUGGAAGGACAAGAAGAGCUGUGCUUCAUCAACAACAAUGGUUCUUGGUACAGGAAGGAACCUAACUUUCAGUACAACAACUACCAGCAAAAGUCCUACUCAAACAACCAGCAAGGAGGAUACCAGCAGAGGCAAAACACUCAGCAAGGGAGCUAUCAGCCUAGGCAAAACACCCCUCCUGGUUUCAACAAUAACAACAAUCAGUCUACUCAAGCUCAAGGAAGUUCUUCACAAGCUCCAGCUUCAGAUACAAGUGUGGAUGCAAUCUUCAAGAAACUUUUGGAUUUUCAGGCCAAGAAUGAGAAGACAAUGGGUUAUGACUUCACGAAAAUUCACUCCAAGAUUGAUGGCAGUUACAAUGAGCUCAACAACAAGAUCCGCCAUUUGGAGAAUCAGUUUGCUUCAAUGAACUCUCAGCCAAGUCGCCAACAAGGGGCAUUACCUGGAAAGUCAGAGCAAAAUACGAAGGAGACAAUGAAAGCCAUCACCCUUAGGAGUGGAAAACAGCUACCACCAAAAAAUCUCAUUAGGGAUAAUGAGAAGCAAGAUGGGGAGGUGGUCAUCAAUGUGGAUGAUGAUGUAGUCAUUAUGGAUGAGAAGACCAAUGAAGAGAUCUUGGAGAAAAUAGUUGAAGCAAAAGGAAAGGGUAAAAUUGGAGAAGAAAAGAAGGGGGAGAACAAGAAUGAAAUUGCUACUUCAUCAAAAGAUGCUCUAUUCAAUCCUCCUCCCUAUGAACCAAAACUUCCUUUUCCCGGUAGAUUCAAGAGACAGCUUUUGGAGCAAUACAAGGCUUUAUUUGAGAAACAAAUGAGUGAAGUUCAGAUUACUAUGCCCAUAAUUGAUGCCUUCAUGCUAGUGCCUCAAUACAUCAAGUUCCUCAAGGAUGUUGUAACUAAGAAGAAGAAGGAGAUGGAAGACAUGGUGGUUCUUACUCAUGAGUGUAGUGCUAUUAUCCAAAGGCUAACCAUCCCUAAGAAGCUUGAAGAUCCAGGAAGCUUUACUUUACCUUGUGCCAUUGGGCAAUUUACUUUUGAGAGUCUUGCAUACAAGGAUGGUCCCAAUCAUAUGUGGGACGGUGGAGGUGAUCAAUUUGAUUCACUGGACGAGACUAAUCUUGGGAGACAUGAGUUUGAGGAUCUUUCUCUUGAUGAACCUGAGUUGGAAGCGGUCAUGUUUGAUGGAGCUAAUGAAAAUGAGGCUGAAGAUGAUGUUAUUGGUCUUUGA